CGGAAAAGUUGUGGAUGAAGGGGCGGUAGUAGUUGGCGAGUCCCGUGAAGGAGGAAGUUGGGUUAAAGUGGUGGGAGGGGGGAACUCGACGAGGGCAGAGACCUUUUUGGGGUCCAUGCGGAUGCCGUCGGUGGAGACAAUAUGACCAAGGUAUUCUACGCUAGAGGCAUCAAAUGUGCAUUUGCUGAGCUUGGCAUAGAAUUUCUGGUCGCGGAGGAUGGCGAGAACUUGGCGGAGAUGAUCAAGGUGGGACUCGAAGUUGGGGCGAAAAACAAGGAUAUUGUCGACGUAGAUCACGACACAGACUUUGAGGAGGUCGCGGAAGAUGUGGUUCAUGGUGGAUUGGAAGGUGGCGGGGGCGUUGGUGAGACCAAAAGGCAUUACGAGAAACUCGUAGUGCCCGAAGCGGGAGCGGAAAGCGGUUUUGUGGGUGUCCUCCUCGCGGAUGCGGAUCUGGUGGAAGCCACUGCGGAGGUCAAUCUUGGUGAAGUAUUUGGCUCCACGGAGGCGAUCAAGAAGGUCGGAUAUCGGGGGAAGCGGAUACUUGUUCUUGAUCGUGAUCUGGUUCAAGGUGCGGUAAUCCGUGCACAUGCGGAGUUCCGAGGUGUCGUUCGUCUUGACGAAGAGACAGCUGAGGAGCUAGGCUUAAUGGAUCCUUUUUCAAGGAGUUCAUUGAGCUGGUGCUUCAUUUCUUCGGCCUCGGGGACGGAGAGCUGGUAUGGGGGGCGGCAAGGGGGGGAGUGGCCGGGCUCGAGAUCGAUGAUGUGGGAAACACCUCGGUCGGGAGGAAGUCCGGCGGGCAAGGAUUCAGGAAACACGUCUUUGAAUUCGGAUAGGAGGGUGGAGAUCUGAGGGUCGGAGGAGGGGUCUUGGUCGGGUUCGUCUGUUGGAAGCAAAUCCUCGGGACGGUCGCGGUCAAUAACAA
Molecule: messenger RNA, 925 nt
Organism: Chara braunii
Lineage: Eukaryota; Viridiplantae; Streptophyta; Charophyceae; Charales; Characeae
Source: the annotation of a GenBank genome assembly